AUGCCAGUUGCAGGUCCGUCGCGUCGUUCCACGAACAAUCGUAGAAGAGACCCAUCCUCCGAUGGUAUUGAGGCCGAUGAGCCGACCCAGAGGCAUGCCAAUCAUGAGGACGUAGACGAGGAAGAGGACGAGGAGGAACGUCCGCGUCGCGCAAAGGCAGGGAAAAAGGAGAAGACAACCAAUACAGCGGCACCGCAAGAGCAGGACGAAGAUGAAGACUCUGAUCCGUUGGAGAACUUCGGUGACCAACCUCUCGACAAAGCCCAGGCUCAGCGGAUUGCCGGAGUGGCCUCUGACUGGAACAUGAUUAGACGUAACCACCUUGCUCCAUUCUAUGGUAUCAUCAAAGAUGUAGCUACUGUAUUCGCUGAAUUCACAGAGGGAGAGAAAGGAGAGAACCUCAUUUCAGAGAUGGACGGCGUCGUGCGGCAACUCAUAGAUUCCGAGGCAGAAUUGCUUGCGCAUGAAAAGGCGCUGAAUGACCUCAACCAGAAAGUCUCAUGCAAGGAGCCGAUCACCGACGUCGUAGACCAGUAUGAGCAAGAUGUGAAGCGGAGAGCUAAUGAAUACAAGGAGAAAACUACGCGCCAGAAGUACGCGACGGCAGACGAGUAUUUCUCUUUCAGACAGGCCGUUUUCGAAGUACAGAAUCCAGACAUUGCAAUGCCACCUGUCACCGACUUCUUGCAGAGAGGCGGGUGCUGCUCUCAAUUGCUCUGGUUGCUGUUCGCUGAAGCUUUGUUCUACCCAGAGGACGGUGAUGAGAGCGACGAUGACGACGAUCUGGUAAUGGGCGGUGUAACUCAAGAUUAUAAGUGCCCGUUGACUCUGACAAUCCUCGUGGACCCGCUGACUUCGAAACUCUGCGGACACUCGUUCUCGAAGACGGCAAUCGAGGAAUACCUUGGGAGUCGCUAUGCGCAGAAGGAAUGUCCCGCGUCAGGCUGCACCAAGAUGCUCACUCUGAGCAAUCUCGAGCCGAACAAGGAGCUUGCGAGAAAAGCAAGAGAUGCCGGCCGACGAGAACGCAUGCGGGAACAGGAUAGUGAUGAAGAGGACGUCGUCGAAUCCGUUUCGUUCGCCGUCCUAUCUCAUACUAUUCACUUGUAUCAGCUCAAGUUACCUGCAACUUGUGAACCGUGGCUGGUAUGGGGAGUCAACAUUGUAGCGAAGCAUUCCUCACUUCACAAACCGCUACCAAACAUCGGGGGCACCCACCAGCAAUUACUGCCUACAUUCAGCGGUCUUGGCGUUUGUACGCAGGGCCUUUUGAGACUGGUGUACGAAUACGUGACCGGGCGCGACGUGACGACAUCACCUGAUUGUGACACACGCUACGAGAACAUGUCAGAAUCAGUAGCCUCCAAUGUCGAACACACUUCCAAAAAGAGGCGUGCCGAGAUGGAUAAACCCCCAUCUGAGCGCACCACGAUUAAGCAUGAAGACUUCUGGUUGUCCGAUGGCAAUAUUAUCCUAGCUGCCGAUAACGAAGAUGAGAAUGCGACGGUUCUCUACAAGUGUCACCGGUCAAUGCUAGCGAGGCAUUCUCCUGUCUUCAAAGACAUGUUCGACCUGCCACAACCGGUAGAGUCUCAGGAGGAGAUAUACGGCAUUUCUCUUCUGAGACUCCAUGACAAACCGAAGGACGUGGAGAGCCUGCUCCGAGCAAUCUAUGAUCCUAUGCUGUUUGCGUUGGAUAAAUUCGCCUCCAAUGCUGUCGACCUCCUUGGUGGAGCUAUCAAACUCUCAACAAAAUAUGAAAUGGAUUCCCUGCGUGCCGAUAUUCUGCAAUCCGACAUCCAGACGUUGAUGAGAAGACCGCAGAUCGUGAAGCAAUCUUCCAAGGGUGCAGUUUUUCAAGAUCCAGGCGAAUGCUAUGUCUUGCCGAUAUCUGAAGCAAGGAUUCCGGAAGCACUCCGUGCUGCUUUCUAUGAACUCCAUCGGCUUUACGAUGGGCGCGGACAUACUAGAAUCUGCCGAGUCAAUGACCUCACGACGGGUGAUCUUCACCGGCUUGUCAUGGGACGAGAACGACUUCGCAUGGCGGUCACUGCGAUACUCACCGAUGAUUCUUUAUACGAAGACGAGCUCUACGCCAUGCACUUUGCUACCGUCGAUUUCAAUGGCAGUAAAGAAAUUUGCCGAAAACAUGUCGAAGAUUGGUGGGACAAGAAGGCCGAACGCUUGGCUUUUGAUGAUCUAGCGUUACCGAACGAUCCGUUCAUAGAGUUGAAUCGAUUAGCAAAUGAGAUAGAGGAAGAACACACACUUAUGUGCUCAGGAUGCGCAGGGGAAGUGUCGGCGUUUAUACGAUCCAGCCGGAAGGAGCUGUGGGAUUCUCUGGACAGAUUUUUCGAUUUGACAGUUCUUAUGUAG
Molecule: messenger RNA, 2376 nt
Organism: Postia placenta MAD-698-R-SB12
Lineage: Eukaryota; Fungi; Basidiomycota; Agaricomycetes; Polyporales; Adustoporiaceae
Exons: 12
Coding region: 1-2376 (791 amino acids)
Biological process (GO): protein sumoylation; double-strand break repair via homologous recombination
Cellular component (GO): Smc5-Smc6 complex; nucleus
Molecular function (GO): zinc ion binding; SUMO ligase activity; protein binding
Source: RefSeq, a predicted model, not a curated record